AUGUCCAAUUCCACAGCACGUCGUUGCAGUCAGCGCCAGUCAAAUCUUCAAUUUUUACAAAAUUCUCAAGAUAACUCAGUUGAUCAGGCAGCAUUUUCAAAGGGAAAGAAGAGGAAAAAUGACUCACAUUCAGUCUCAGAUGAUCUGCCAGCGCGACAAGCUGGACCAAGCGAAGUUCUUGAAGAACCAGGUGUCACUGUUUUUAUAAUCCCUGAAUUUUCAAUAGAUUUACCUCAAGCCGGUCCUUCGACAUCACAAAAAGUGGAGAAGACUACCGGACCAAGGCGGAACAAAGACAACGGGAAGGGGAAAGAGGCUGCACAUGACACAGACAAAGAUUGGGUACCAUCAGUGACUGAAGAGAUGUCAGAAAUUUUGGACAAUGAUCCGGCAGUGGAGAAUGACAAACGGCGGCCCAGGCGCAAAAUCAACAACUUCGGACCAAAGCAGUGUAAUAAGUCGGCUGAAAACAACACUACUCAAAGCUCAAGAAAGAGUGGAAGAACUUGA
Molecule: messenger RNA, 510 nt
Organism: Melampsora larici-populina 98AG31
Lineage: Eukaryota; Fungi; Basidiomycota; Pucciniomycetes; Pucciniales; Melampsoraceae
Exons: 5
Coding region: 1-510 (169 amino acids)
Source: RefSeq, a predicted model, not a curated record